This is a messenger RNA of Phytophthora nicotianae INRA-310, 1683 nucleotides long. RefSeq lists its product as hypothetical. Gene Ontology annotation, biological process: DNA replication initiation; DNA replication. Gene Ontology annotation, molecular function: single-stranded DNA binding; DNA replication origin binding. NCBI's taxonomy places the organism in Eukaryota, Oomycota, Peronosporomycetes, Peronosporales, Peronosporaceae. Gene Ontology annotation, cellular component: replication fork protection complex; nucleus. The transcript has 4 exons. The coding region runs from base 37 to 1329 and encodes 430 amino acids. The record is from RefSeq and is a predicted model, not a curated record.
CGAUUUUCAUUAGUGUCACAAACUGAAUUUCGCGCCAUGAGCGACAAACGAGCAGAGGAAAAGUCGCUCGCUGCGGCCUCGCAGAGCUGGAACUGGUUGGCAUUAUCUCAGAAGAAUGGAGAGUCCAGUAGCAGCUCUUCAGGUCGAUCCAACUCGGCCCAGAGUCAUCGCAACGCGGUCAAGUCCAAGCGGCCGUUGUUGAAUAGGCCACCGACCAACUCUCAAGCGAAGCAUGCUAAGCCCAAGACUAUAUCUACCGCCACCGAACGUGAAAAGUCUGCCAGAAUUAAUACAGGAGAAGUGGAAGUAUUUUCAAGACUCCGCAUCACUGAACGGACUAUAUCAGCGGAGGUACUUCAUCAGGAGAUGGAAGGACGCAAGUUCAUCAAGCUACAGCAGAUGGAUCGCGUCCCCAAGGACACAUUUACCAAUGGAGAGGUCGACUGGGUGACAAUCGGUGUGUUGACACGUAAAACACUAUCAAAACCUGCGGCCAAUGGGUCAACGUUCAUGGUCUGGGGGUUGUCCGACCUGGACGGAACCGAGUUGGGCAUCUUCCUCUUCGGCGACGCUUAUGACAGCCAUUGGAAAGAGUUAACGGGAUCCAUCGUUGCAGUUCUGAAUGCAACACUGUUGCCAGCAUCGGAGAAAAACAAAUUUGCAUUCAAAGUAACUCAACCAACAGAAAUCGUGAAGCUGGGGAAGGCCAUAGAUUUCGGUAUUUGCAAGGGCACGACCUCAGGAGAAGCGCGCUGCCGUCUGGCAGUCAACACUGCAAAGUCACAGUACUGCCUGCACCACAUCGCUUCGAACUUCAUGCAGGCAGGACGAGGCCGACAGCAGCUUAACAAUUCAACGGGUAGCUUACGGAAGGCGCUGUUUGCUGGCUUAACAAAGCCGAAGAACUUGUCGGCGGGUGUGUAUACUUCAGCUCCGUCAAAGGCGAGCAGUUCUGGAUGGAAUCCGAUCAUCACCAAGAAGCGGAAGCGCAACGAUGCAGCUGGUGGAGUUUUGGGAGUGCCCACUGUGUUGUCGGCGUCUGGUGCUGUUGUUCAGCGCGGCAGAGCACAGUCAGAUCGUUUUGUAGGUACUGGUGCUUCGAAUGAAAGGCGACGAGGUAACAUGAGUCUCAUGGAUCAACUCCGGGAACCUCCUGCGUCCAUGAACGCGGUUGUUCGGUCAAGUGCGACUGUUAAGCAUCCUUCCAGCAGAGCCCAGAAGAUUAUGUCCGCAGUUCUUGCUGGAGAUGGAAAACCGAUGAAAAGACCCAAGACGAAGAAGGUGGACAUGAUCCAGUUCAUGAACGCGGGAUCUCAGGUGAAGAAGUAAUUGUGAUAGGCAUACUUCUGGCGAUAGGGCAGUACGGGAGCUAGAAUUUUGCCAGUACCGAUGUUACGUAUCAACGAGCAGUUUCCGGACGAAAUACUGUUUUUACGGGUCGAUCGAUGCCUAUCGACUUGUAGGACUUGCAACAAACGCCCCCCAAAGGAUUCAACCACCCAGUGUUAAUUGAUCUCACUGAACUGAUUAAAGUAGUACGUCAAGAAUCGGAGCUACUCGUACAUCCCGCGAUAGGAUUUCAGGUGGGAGCUGAUCCAACUGCCCUGAUCAUGUAGCAAAUGGAAGAGAUCAAACUCGUGAGAGGUUACUUUGAAAUAGCCACGUAAACACAUAUCUUUGGAA